Trichechus manatus latirostris (Florida manatee) is the source of this 5310-nucleotide messenger RNA. It is a transcript of the gene PDZD11, whose product is annotated as PDZ domain containing 11. Gene Ontology annotation, biological process: maintenance of epithelial cell apical/basal polarity; protein localization to basolateral plasma membrane; neurotransmitter secretion. The record is from RefSeq and is a predicted model, not a curated record. The coding region runs from base 432 to 959 and encodes 175 amino acids. The transcript has 6 exons. Gene Ontology annotation, cellular component: basolateral plasma membrane; synapse; cell-cell junction. Gene Ontology annotation, molecular function: protein binding. NCBI's taxonomy places the organism in Eukaryota, Metazoa, Chordata, Mammalia, Sirenia, Trichechidae.
UGCGGGAUAUAUGCGGUGGUGUGCGCGGGACUCAGGCCGUAUGCGGAGCGGGGAUCUGGAACGUGGCUGAUGGUGUAGCAAGGGUCGAUCUAGGGACGCCCAGCAUGACUAAUCACAUCUAGAGAGUGUGGGGCGGUACCUUGCUCUGAGUCCCUGUGGAUAGUUGGAGGCAGCACUCCCUCGGACUUAAGACGUAGACAGAUCUUGUUAGACAUGACCCCAAUUUCCUCUUCUCUAAGAUGAAGGUGGUAACAUCUGCUUUGAAGUAUUGUGAGAAAUGAGGUCAUCUUUGUAGAGUAACUAGCAGUUUGCUUGGCAUCCAGCAGGUGUUCAGCAGAAUUCAUAGUUUUCUUCGUCUCUUCUUUUCUAACUUCUCUCCCUCAAUCUUAUUGCCUAGAUUUGGGCAGGGCACAUAGACUGACAGUCUUAGUAUGGGCUGGGGCUGCUUUCUGAAACUUCCUGGGCUUCUGUGGUCCCUUUUGAAUCACACUUUGGUCUGCUUUGUUUCACCCUUGCAUUCCAGGGCCUUGCUGGAAAUGGACAGCCGGAUCCCUUAUGAUGACUACCCGGUGGUUUUCCUGCCUGCCUAUGAGAAUCCCCCAGCAUGGAUCCCUCCUCAUGAGAGGGUAUACCACCCAGACUACAACAAUGAGUUGACCCAGUUUCUGCCUCGAGUCAUCACACUAAAGAAGCCGCCUGGAGCUCAGUUGGGAUUUAACAUCCGAGGAGGAAAGGCCUCUCAGCUAGGCAUCUUCAUCUCCAAGGUGAUUCCUGACUCUGAUGCACAUAGAGCAGGACUUCAGGAAGGGGACCAAGUCCUAGCUGUGAAUAAGGUGGAUUUCCAAGAUAUUGAGCACAGCAAGGCUGUUGAGAUCCUGAAGACAGCCCGCGAAAUCAGCAUGCGCGUCCGCUUCUUCCCCUACAAUUAUCAUCGCCAAAAAGAGAGAACUGUACACUAGAGAACCUUCCAUGUAGAAUCUGCCUAGACAAGCUGGCUUAGCCCCAGGGAAGCUAUUUGGGAAGCUCUGCUCUCAGCCCCUUCCUAGCAUAAUGGAGUGGGAGGGUGAGAAGACAGUGAGGCCCUGCACUAACCCAGCUAGCCAACUGCAUUACCCAGACUGUACUAUUAGUUACCUAGUUUUCUAGGGGAGCUUCACUCCCUGAAAGGAGAAGGAUUAUGUUUUGAUAUAACCUAGCAUGUGGGGAGCCCUGCUAAAAAAGACAAUUAACGUUUAUUGAAUACCAUGUGCUAAAUGCUUUAUAUAUAUAUGUCAUAUGAUUUUGAUUAAAAUAUAGAAAUCAGUAGAAAAAAGAAUCCUGGGGGUCUUCCAUCUAAUCUGAUUGGCCAUUCCAUCCUCAUACUGUCAGAGGUCUCAUACACUUCAGAGACUCCAGUGAUACCCUGUUUUUCCUCCCUUCUUAUCCUCUCCCAAAAGAAGGAAGAUCAAUGCUGAGGAAAAUAUUGGUGUGACUUUUGAAUGUUACUGAUUGGGUGUAGAAUGCUACCAGGGCAAGAAAACACUCUUCCAAACAGAGGAACCACUGGAAGGAACAGAGUGAUCUUAUACCUGCUUCACAACUAUAUGUCUAGCCAGAACAUUAGGGAGACCCAGGAUCCUUGUUGAAUGGCAUAGGGUGAGGGGUACUGGAGGAAAUAUUGUCCCUUACCCCAUGUGGGAAACAGUAUUAAUAUAAUUCUGUCUUCUCCUUUCCCAGAUUCUUUGAUCUGGAGCAUAAACUAAGGGAGGGGCUUAGAUGCAUUUCUUUUCAGAGGCAGCGGUAAGAAAUUGGUUCCCAGUUUCUGACUUGCAGGUUGAAUAUUACUUCUUGACUUCUGACUUGCAGGUUGAAUAUUACUUCUUGACUGCUGACUUGCCCCUUUUCUUCCCCUCAUCCCCAAAUAACCUGCUGUGUCCUUAGAUCUUUAGUUCCCAAUUACUGUUAGAGGUUCCAGGCUACAUCUUAUGCAAUCCCCAUUGGCAUAUUCAAAAUACCCAUUCAGAAUUGAAAGUUUUCUAGUGAGGUAUGGGGUAAAGUACCCCCAUAAUGAAGCUCCCAAAUUUAGGACUGAAUAUUUGUCUUCUGCCAUCUAGGCCUCUGUUUGUUUUCCAAACUUGCCCUGUAAAAAUCCUAGGAAGCUUAAAUAUAUAUUUCCGGGCCCUUCCCCUGGAGAGUGAUUCUGUUAGUGUGAGGUGGGGCUUGGAAAUCACUAUUUUUAAAUAAGCACCCAAGGUGAGUCUUCAAAUAUGGGAAACAGUUCUAAAUAGUAGUAAUAUAUCUCUAUGAGGAAGAUCUGGCUCUUCCUAUAAAGCCGACCCCAGUGCUACUAAGGUACUUCUAGAGCUUAGUGCCAUUUUUAGAUAGCAACAGCCCUUAUGAGCAUAACUGGAGCUAGAACUAAUUUAGCUGUCUGUGCUUCCUGGGAAAUUCCUUCCCAUUCUGUGCUCCUAUUUGCUCUGCUGCCCCCCAAUGGCCAUCUGAGAAAGAAAAACAGGGGCUUAGACACUUCCACAAAGGCACAUUGGCUGAAUCUACUGAAUAUUGAGGUCUGAGGCUCUCCCUGUGGCUAACAAGUUUUAAAACCACUCAUCUAAGAAGUGCAGUAAACAUGGUAAAUAAAUCCCAACCUGGUGUCAUGGACCGAAGAGGCAAAAACCCUCCUGCCCUAAAUUGGUCUGCUGUUGGGGACAAUUCUGUGUUGAGUCACUAUCAUGAUACAAUUGUAUCAUGGAGGUACAGGUAUAGCAUGGAAAAAGUGCAAGCAAUAAGAGACUGAGAUGAAAGAACCAGUCAUUUAUUGAGGGAGUAGAUAAGAAAACAGUGGAGAACAAAUUGUAUUGGCCUUUGAGGUAUACCAGCUACUGUAGAACUGCAUCCUCUAUAGAUGUCUUAGCAGUCAGAGAAGGUAAAGUGGAAUUUCCUGGUGCUGCAGGAAGCUUCCACCCAAUAUCUGUGACUUGUAGUCAAGAAAAAAAUGAUAGCACUUUAAGGGGUUCCUUUUUAUGUCCUAACCCAUUGAAACCCAUUGCCAUCAAGUCAAUUCUGACUCAUAGCAACCCUAUAAGAAUGAUAUAAUGAUUUUAUGUCCUAAGCCCAGGAAUGGGAAGAGAGCUAGUGGGUGGUCAAGUAUUAAAACCGUAAACAUGAGGGUAGGGGAGAAAGAGUGGUAUUGGGAAGCCCAAAUGUAAUAAAUUCAUCAAAUUAGGCAGAGAGACAGUCUUAGGCUAUGAACAAGAACAAGGGCUUCCAGUGUCUGACUCAUUGGAGGGCUCCAGUUGAAUUUCAACCACUGAAGUGCAUGUUAAGGAAGGUAAUAGAUUAAGAUGACUGGAGAUAAACUUCCAGGGGCAGCUUCUAGGACACAGAAGAGGAAUUCUGGUAUUAUGAUCCCCUUCACUUAAAGGCAAACCAGGAAGCUACUUUGGCCUAAAGUUGGUCCCAUAUUUUAAGUACCACUCCAGCAGAAAAAUUGGAUUGGCCAUCAACUCAGCAAAGGAAAUUUGCUUUCCCUUCUUGUACAUUCCACCCCAGCAAAGCUAGGAGAAAGGAUACUCUCCUCUUCUAAGGGCAGUAGCCACACGCUGGAAUAGCUGUUGGGAGUCAGGAGUGGGCAAUGGUGACACACAAAAGGGAAAAAAAAAGGUCAGGUUCAAAGGCUGAGAUGAUUCCAGGUGUUUGGAUUACAUGAUGAGUAGAUGAAUCUUGCCCCCACCCCAGGAUAGGACAAACCAAGGUUAUCCAAAAGAGUAAGCAGUGGUUGGUAGCUAGAGAUAGAGUGCAGUAGAGAAAGAGAAAUGGGUAUUACGUUUUUCGCGUAACUGGUUUUGUGCUGGUCUCAGUAAACAUCAUGUUGAGGUUUCUGGAUUUUUCUUCACCCUUUUCUGCAGAGACUUGUCUGAACAAAUGAGAAACGAUGAAAGGGACCAGAUAGUGGUAAGAUUCCUUCUAACCCAGAGUUAGUAGAUAUGGAUAGAUCUUUCUGAGGUAUAAUGAUGCUUCCCUAGGACCAGGAGCCUAGAAGCUUGAACCCAUGAUCAUUCUGAUCCCUGACACUGGUAACUUCUCCCCAAGUAAACAGCACAGUUGACCCUCCCCACAGAGAUGGAGCUCUAGGUAUGCAGAAGUUCCAGUUUUCCCUUACCUUUUGUUGUUCAGGAGCCCUGGUGGAGCAGUGGAAGUUUGAAUCCACCAGCUGCUCCUUGGAAACCCUAUGGGGGCAGUUCUACUCCAUCCUAUAGGGUUGCUAUGAAUUGGGAUCGACUUGACAGCAGUGGGUUUGGUUUUGGUUUGGUUUGUUGUUCAGAUCAAUCUUGUUACCCACCGACAUGAUGCUAUCAUCAUCAUGUCUUUCUGUCCAUACAUCUUCUACCCACUUAUCUGUCGCCUUGAAAGAGCUAGUGUCUGCAAGAGAAUAUGUUUCAGAGGAUUAAAACAUUUAGUAAAGGUUUGGAAAGAAUAAUGUACCUGUCCAUCCUCUGCUGGUCUUAACCAACUUCCCUAUUGCUUCCCUCAUAGUCUCCUUUUCAAGUAAAACACAUAGCACCCACAUAUGAUGUCAUAGAUGACCAUUGCAAUAGCUGAAUCACGAAUGUAGCUAGGAAUUAGGCUGCAAAAGCGCUCCUGGCCAGCUGUGUCCCAUAGCUGCAGCCGAAUCUGCAUAAAAUAAGUGUUUAGGAAAAAGAUGAGGAAAGGUAGAAAAGAAACUAGCCUUUUACAGGUUAGAACUUAAUCAGGCAGAAUAAAAAGAGUCAAGGCGACUGCUGCUAUGGCCCCAAUCCAAGUGGCCCAGAGUCCUAGGAUGGGUCCAAUCUCAAUGAAAGACCCUAUAGAGGCAGAUUUAAGGAUUUAAGUCCUCUUAGACAUUGUCUAUAUUAUAGUUGGGGAUUAGAUGAGGGCAGAGAAAACAAGAAAUAUUGCAGGGUUUGGUGAUUUGGGGAAGCUUGAGUUUUUUUCUUCCUCUAUCUGCAGAUGAUCUGGGAUGGUGCUACCCUACUGUGAAUAGGCCUAAGGAGUUGAGAUAUAAGGUUAGUGGUAUGGGAGUUAACAGUGUUCAAUCCUCCAACUACAUGGUCUUAGACAGGAAGUUAGUUCCAAUGAUUGCCUGCAAAAAAGGAUCCAACACUUGUUCUGUACCCCUCUUCUAUCCCCAAUACCAGGCGGUCUUAGAACCAUAAGUGGAAAAGGGCCCUGAGGAGUUUGCACUGGCUCAACUUCCCAAAGCUUACAAUUGAUAACUUUGAGGAGGAGAAUCCCUCAUUAAGUCUUCCAAGGAAAAGGGGCAAAAAUGUACCCUGUGACUCCUUGAUGAUG